AUGGACCUUACGAACAAUGUCGAGACAGGAGAUAUAGAAAACCACCUGGAGCCGCUGUCCAUGCCGAUCCCACAAGACACGCCGUGCAAGAGGGAGCAGGAGAAGCUGUCCGGGGUGGUGAAGAACGUCCACAGAAAACUGCGGAGGAAAUACAAGGAAGUGGGGGACUUUGAGAAGAUUUGGCGGGAGCACUGCGAGGAUGAGCGCACCCUCAGCGAGUACGCACUGGCCAUGAAGAACCUGGCGGACCACCACUGGGCCAACAAGUGCGAGGGCGAAGGACGCAUCGAGUGGUGUCGCAGGGUUUGCCAGGAGUAUUUCCUGGACGGUGGGAUGAAGAGAAUGCUUGAGAAGGAUGAAAAGAACGCCCGACUGGCUGCGGUGCAGGCCGCAGUGUCUCUCAGUGCCCAGCCUAGCGCCCCUUUACCCAGUUCUGUGCCUCACAGGGGGAAGAUGCGCCUGCUGGACGUGGGAAGCUGCUUCAACCCCUUCCUGGAGUUUGACGAGUUCCUGACGGUCGGUAUAGACAUCGUGCCUGCAGUCGAGAGUGUGUACAAGUGCGACUUCCUCAACCUGCAGCUCCAGCAGCCCCUGGAGCUGGCGGGCGACGCGGUGGAGGCCUUCCUCCGCCUGCUCCGCAGCCCCAUCGACGCCCUGCCGGCGCAGCUGUUCCACGUGGUGGUCUUCUCCCUGCUCCUCUCCUACUUCCCCUCGCCCUACCAGCGCUGGAUCUGCUGCAAGAAGGCCCACGAGCUGCUGGCGCUGCACGGCCUGCUGCUGAUCAUCACGCCCGACUCCUCCCACCAGAACCGCCACGCCCUCAUGAUGCGCAGCUGGCGCGUGGCGGUGGAGUCGCUGGGCUUCCGGCGCUGCAAGUACGUCAAGUUCGCCCACAUGCACCUGCUGGCGUUCCGCAAGGUGUCGCUGGCCACCAGCAGCGACCUGGUGUCGCAGAACUACCCGGAGAUGCUCUACAUCCCGCAGGACUUCAACGCCGCCGACGAGGACGACGGCGGCGGGGAGGCGGAGCCUCCGCCGCCGCCGCCCCGCUCGGAGCUGGAGGACGACCAGCUGGCGUGGGGCUUCGCCGAGCUGCCCGACGCGCCCUGCGACUCGGACUCCUCGGGGGACAGCCAGAGCGGCUCGGUGCCGGGCUUCCACGAGCUGGAAGACCCCAUCCUGCUGCAGAGCUAGGCUGGGUUGAGGUGACCACGACCACCUCCUCCUCCUCCACCACAAGGUGUUGUCGGCGUCGGCGUCGGCGUCGGCGUCGGCGUCCCCCCCCCCCCCCCCCCCCCUUGUCUCUGAAGCGUGUCUUCUACUGCUGCGCUGCCAAAUGAAAACUGCUGCAUUUUAUCUUCUCCCAUGUCACCCUCCCCCCUGAAACAAUGCAGUUUGCACAGAACGAAAGAAAGAAGUUUACAGAUUAUUUUGUCAUAUCAAGACAUGAACACAAACACACGCACGUAUGCAAACACGCACACACACACAUAUACAUUACAUAUGAUGAGAUUGAUAUAUUUUAAUAAAUAGCUAGGUUUUUUAAGAGCGUCGAGAUAUUGAACUGCCCCACUCCCAUUGUAGUUGCCAUUUCUAGUCCUAUUGCACAUGCGCUUGUUUUAGAAAAAAAAAAAAAAAGUUUAACAAGCUUAUAGGGCAGACUUCACUAGUGCAAGAGUCCAACAAAAAAAGCUUUCAGUGUGAGAUUGUAAUGGAGGCUAUAGAUGAGUGACUGAUGAUAGAAUCUUUAUCACAGUGUCAUUCCUGCACCUAGAUUUUCUUGAAAUUCAAAAAAUGUCUUGUGUGCAUCGAAAAAACAAAAACAAAAACAAAAGUGCUUUGCUAAAAGUAUGAGAAUCUCAAAGACCCGACGCAUUGCGCGUUGUGCAGUAUAAAAUGGAACACCGUUUUAUUUAAUGUGGCAUUCAUUUUAUGUCUGAAUUUGUAUGUUUUACAAUAAAGCUGUGUUUGUAGCAUUUUUAAAAGUUUCAGAACCAUGCGCUAGGAUUGUGUUCUAGAUGUACUAUUGUGAAACUGCAAAUGUAUUUUACUCUGUGGCGAAGGUACGAGAAUCUCAACUAACCUUCCACCUUCUUGCUGUUAUUAGAAAUGGUAACAAUAUAAAAUAGUUUCCUAGUAGAAUUUAAUAACUUUUGUGUAGUCAAGUAAAAGAAGCACAUUACUUCAAAUCAGUAUCUAUAGAUGUAAACGGUAUAUUCUUAGAAACUAUUUCAUAACCUAAUGUGGAAAUUCUUGCUCAUGCCUUAGGUUAUAACCUUUUGAUCAGAACUUUGUAAAUUCAAAGUACUUCAUAGUAGUGGUGGGAUAUGUGCCAAUUAGCUUGUUUUGUAAUAUUUCUUCGUCAUAAACAAGCCUUAGAGGCAAAUUUAUGUUAGCAAUAGCCAACAAAAUCUAAUCUUUGAUAGAAAAAAAACACUAGCUUGAAAUGUCGUGUGAAGGCCUGUACUGUGUUCCCUUUAACAGGCAACGAGUGGCUGAAGUUGUGUGUGUUAAAUAAGAGUGAUUGUUGAAUUUUGAAUACAUGCUGUCACAGCUUGCUGAUAGCGCUUUACUUUUAAUAUCUACAAGGGUACUUUGAGGCCGAUUCAUCUCCGUGUCCUAAUCAUGACCGUGUUCAUUAUAGAAUAUCCAAUCUUCUGAGGUGCCUUCUCCAUGUUUGUGUUGGGAGACUAUUCACACCCCCUUGAAAAGUAUUUAUGAAUAUAUGAACACCCUUUGUGAAAUUCUACGUUGUCCAAAGUUGAUUGUUAAAAUAUAUUGUUGGUUUACAGGAUAGGUUUUCCGCAUUUCAUAACUACUACUGCAUUCCCUCUGGUCUUUCGCCAGCAAAUACGAAUUUCUCUGCUGAUAUCACCUGUAUUUUCACUGUACUGACGAGAAAAAAAGUGAUCUUAUUUUGUGAUAAGUGGUUGCAUUUGUCUUCCAGUGUUGACAUUGGUCCGCUUGCAUUACAACAAUGCUUUACAAAGUAUUUUGACAUUGCAGAACAAGGUGUGGUUAUGGUUCCAUUUUUAUAAAGUAUUGUACAUGUCA
This is a messenger RNA of Gadus macrocephalus (Pacific cod), 3054 nucleotides long. RefSeq names its product base methyltransferase of 25S rRNA 2 homolog (gene samtor). The coding region runs from base 1 to 1194 and encodes 397 amino acids. Lineage: Eukaryota; Metazoa; Chordata; Actinopteri; Gadiformes; Gadidae. The transcript has 5 exons. Gene Ontology annotation, biological process: negative regulation of TORC1 signaling. The record is from RefSeq and is a predicted model, not a curated record.